Molecule: messenger RNA, 4817 nt
Organism: Lytechinus pictus (painted urchin)
Lineage: Eukaryota; Metazoa; Echinodermata; Echinoidea; Temnopleuroida; Toxopneustidae
Product: nardilysin-like
Exons: 27
Coding region: 38-3373 (1111 amino acids)
Biological process (GO): proteolysis
Molecular function (GO): metalloendopeptidase activity; metal ion binding
Source: RefSeq, a predicted model, not a curated record
UACUUUUCUAGCGUUCCAUAAAGCCAGAAUUGACGGUAUGACGAGCGAAAUGGACAUGUGCGCUGCCGUUGGAAACGAUUCUGUUAUUAAAAGCCCAAAUGACAAGAAAGAUUACAGGGUUGUAAAACUGGAGAAUGGCCUGACUGCUCUACUGAUAAAGGAUGUAGACAACAAUGAUGAUGACGGUGAUGGAGAAGAAGAUCAAGGAUUGGAGGAGGAGGAGGAGAUGGCAGAAGAUAAAGAUCAAAACUUAAAAAGAAGGAAUGUCGGAUGUUGUGGAACAGAAGAUGAGGAGAUGGCAGAAGAUGGAGAAGAUGAAAGCUUAAAGAGAAGGAAGGUUGAAUCUUGUGGAACAGAUGAUGAGGAGAUCGAAGAAGAAGAGGAGGAGGAGGAAGAGGAGGAACCAGAAGGGGGAGACGAGGAGGAAGGAGAAGAGUUACCCCAAAGGAAGAAUAAAAACAAACGGUCAAAGAUGGCAGCAGCAGCUUUGUGUGUCGGUAUUGGAAGCUUCAGUGACCCUGAUGAUAUUCCAGGCUUUGCUCAUUUUCUUGAACACAUGGUGUUUAUGGGGAGUGCGAAGUAUCCUUGUGAAAACUCCUUUGAUGCGUUCAUCCAGAAGCAUGGAGGAAGCGAUAAUGCCGCAACAGGAUUUGAUAAGACUGUUUUUCAGUUUGAGAUUCAGAAGAAGCAUUUUCGAGAAGGAUUGGACAGGUUUGCUCAGUUCUUUACAGAGCCCCUUCUAAAGCAAGAUUCGACCGACAGAGAGUUGGAAGCUGUUGAUAGUGAAUUUCAGAUGAGUGUUCAGAAUGACUAUCAUCGUAAACAGCAGAUGAUGAGUGUUUUCUGUAAGGAAGGACAUCCAAUGGGAAAGUUCACCUGGGGUAACUCUAAAUCCUUGAAGGUUGAUCCUGCAGCAAAGAAUAUCAACGUACAUGAGAGGCUUAAGCAGUUCAGGAAAGAGAUGUACUCUUCACAUUACAUGACGCUGGUAGUCCAAUCAAAAGAUUCUUUGGAUGAUUUAGAGCAAUGGGUUAGGGAAUCGUUCAGCAAUAUACCAAACAAUGGUUUAGAGAAGCCGUCAUUUAGUUCUUGUGGACAGCCUUUUCAACAUGAGAAAUUCCAUAAGCUUUACAAAGUUAUACCAGUUCAAGAUGAACACACACUUGAUCUUACAUGGUCUCUACCGUCACAGCAGAAGCAUUACAGAUGUAAACCUCUUCAUUAUCUUGGCUGGCUCCUGGGUCAUGAAGGUCAAGGAAGCAUUAUGGCUCUUCUCAAGAAACGAGCUCUUGCCUUGAGAUUGUUCUGCGGGAACUCUGAAAAUAGCACCGAACACAACGAGACUUAUGCUGCAUUCAACUUCAAUAUUGUACUAUCAGAUGAAGGACUAAAGAGAGUAAAUGAGGUGUUGGUGAUCAUCUUUCAAUACAUCAAUAUGCUGCACAAGGAAGGUCCACAAAAGAGGAUAUUUGAUGAGAUCAAGACGGUGGGGGACAACACCUUUAGGUUCUUCUCAGAGAUGGAUCCUAUUGAUAAUGUAGAUGACAUGUCAGAGAGGAUGCAUCUCUACCCCCCUCAGGAAUACAUCACAGGACCUCUCAUACAGACAGAAUACAAGCCACAGGUGAUCAAGGAAUGUACCGAUUACUUUUCUCCGGAGACGGCAAACAUCAUCAUUUCAUCUAAAGAGUUUAUUGGGGAGACGGAUCAGAAGGAGGAAUGGUUUGGUACAGAGUUCACCGUUCAGGACAUCCCGGAAGAGUUGAUGGCGAAUAUACGGAAUGCCGGUUUGAACCCUGAAUUGUACCUUCCAACGCCCAAUAAAUUCAUUGCAACUGAGUUUGAACUGAAGAAAGCAGAUGUACCAGACACCGAUUACCCAACGUGCAUCUUGGAUAAUGGAUACAGCAAGUUAUGGUAUCGCCGUGACACAAAGUUCAACAUGCCAAGAGCAUCUAUGUACUUCCACUUGAUGACCCCGCUUGCUUACCUCUCACCUAAACACGCCGUGACCUUUGACCUCUUUGUGUCUCUCCUGGAGCAUCAGUUGACGGAUACAGCGUAUGAAGCCGAGGCGGCCGAGCUGAAUUACACAUUGAAGGCCAUGGAGACAGGGCUUGAGAUCAGGCUCGAUGGCUUUGAUCACAAGCUUCCGCUUCUCUUUAAGACUAUCGUAGAGGCCAUAACAAACUUCAACUUCUCACAAGACAUGUUUGUGGCUGUGAAGGAGAAUCUCAAGAAUUCUUACCAUAACUACAUCCUCAAACCAGCCAAGGUCUGCAGAGACCUGCGACUGUCUAUUCUCCAGAAGGUCAAGUGGACUGCAAUGGACAAGAACAGUGUUGUCCAAGCGGUCAGCUCAGUAGACGUCAUGAAGAUGGCCAAAGACUUCAGAUCCAAGCUCUUCUUUGAGGCAUUAGUACAGGGAAAUUUCACCUCACAGGAGGUUAAGAUGCUAGAAGAGUACUUCCGUGAGAAGCUUUGCUUUGCAUCCAUCCCAGAGGAUGAGAGACCGGUAACCAGGGUGCUAUGUGUUCCGGGAGGGAGCCACACACUGAGAUGGAAAGCAUAUAAUGAGUCUGAUACAAACACAGUCAUCACGAACUACUUUCAGGCCGGUCCAGGAACAGUCAUGAGUUUAAGUGUUCUUGAUGCACUCACGAUUGUUAUGGAAGAGCCAUGCUUCCAUGUUUUGAGAACGCAACAACAAUUAGGGUAUACAGUGCAUGCAUCUAUGAGAAAUACCUUUGGUGUGCUAGGUUUUGCCAUUUCAGUCCAUACGCAAGCAAGUAAAUUCAGUGCAAGCUAUGUAGAUGGUUGUAUGGAUGCCUUCUUGAAGACGUUCAGUGACCAGCUUGACGAUAUGCCCCAAGAGGAUUUCAAGACUCAGAUGGACGGUCUGAUCAACAUGCUCCUUUGCGAAGACGCUUCGUUACUGGAAGAAUCGGACAGAAACUGGGGAUAUGUCAUCAAUCAGGAAUACACAUUCGAUAGGAUUCACAGGAAGGUUGAAGUCUUGCGAUCUCUGACUCUGAAUGACAUUAAAUCCUUCUUAAUGGAUCACAUACAUGAUGGUACUCACUUCCGCAAGCUGAGUGUUCAGGUCAUCGGAUACGGUGAGCACGAGAAGAAAAACCCCUUGAAACCUUCCACCAAUGAAAACACAGACAUGGAUGACGUAGCCGUCACAUCGGCCAAUCAAAAUGGAGAUGAGAUGGAUUCAACCAAUCAGAGCAUGAUCCACUCAGAGAUUGACCAAUCAGAAUCAAGAGUUGUCCCCCAGGAUGAGGGCAUGUCAGGGGUGUGUAUAACGGACAUUGGGGCAUUUAAACAAGAUCUGUCUCUUCUUCCAGUUAGUAAGAUAGAUCAUUGAUGAAGGCCCUUCCAUGAUAGGUAGCUCUUACUUCAUUAACAUUGGGAGAUAAAUUACCGGUAAUGCGUCUUUGUUCCAAGUGCAACCUGUCAUAUACAUGUAUAGAGUACCGAAGUGAUGACGUCACAAUUUUUUUGUUGCAUUUCAGCGUUUUAGAUACCAUAUUCUGGUAGAGCUUGAUGAAAAACCCCCACUUCCAAAAUUUUGUGAGAAUCGGUCCAUGGGGGCCUGAGAUAUGACGUCAUGAAUACAUAUUUGGGUUGUGGGGGUUUUUCAUCAUGCUAUACCAAGAUCUGGUACAAAAACGCUGAAAUGCAAAAAGUGAAAAUUGAUGAUGUCACGCUUUGGUACUCUAUACAUAUACGCCCAUGAGAAAAUGCUGCCAUCCCAUGACAAAAGGACGCAACUCUGUGGAUUAAUUUUUCUUAGAAAAUUAGGAACAUGGGUCAUUUUUUAAUGGGAAAAUUAAAAGUAACUAGCUUUUUGAAAUGUCUAUAUUUCAGAAAUAUGGGUCCAUGUGACUCCUAUUCCUUUAGCAUCAUUUUGAGCAUACAUCAAAUAUCCCAAUUCAAUAAAAAGAAGUCAAUUUUGACCCCCCCAAAAAAAAAAUCAGAGUUGCUACUGUUUGUCAUGGGAUGGCAGAAUAGCCUGGGUCACGUAACACAAAGGUUAGCGAUUAAUCGUACGCUUGAUUUGUACGAUUGAUUGUACAGUGUAGUCAAUGGAAUCAAUCGUAGAAAAAUGUUCUACGAUCGUUGCUAAGCUUUGUGUUAUGGGACCCUGGUGACAAUUGCAUUGCUAAGCCAGCAGUUUGUGACUCUUUGACUUUGCUAUUGUUUAUUUUUAAUUACAGAUCAAGUAUGCAAUCUUUUUAUCUGGGUACAAGCCAAAAAUAGAAAAUCCCCACUUUCCCCAUACAGCCUGACACAUACAUGUAUAGUGUAUGUGGGAUAUUCUUUCUUUGCUAUCAUUCUUAAGUAUUUUAAAGUUACAAUAUAUGAUUUAGAUUUUUAAAGUGUUAUACUGAGAAUGUAUGAAAUAAUUUUUAUCCUACAUUAGUAUCAUGUCUCGCAGAUUAAAAUCUUAUUUCAAUUCCAGAGUAUUAAACACUGAUCAUGAUUCAUCGGUUCAUACUAAAAAUCUCUAAUGAACGAAUUCUUAAUCUGGAAAUCUAUUUUUGAACCUUUCUAAUCACGACUCUCCUGACACAGUUUGGCGUUAAGUAAGUUAGGCUGUCAAAAGUCACAAUAAAGCCUUGUUUCAAAACAAUAAUAUGAGGGUUUUUUUUUCUUUUCAGCUGGCAAGCAGUGAAUAUACACAAAACUUACAUUGUUGUACCUUAGCUUUUUCAAGUUUUACUAAUUUUUGAAAAAUUAUAACACUGGGGGAUUUUUCAGUUUUAUUUCCAUUAGUAAAUGGAUAUAUUUUUAUUACACCUGAAUGU